UGGCGGUAAUGCGCGCUAAAGAUCUUGCCACCCACCAAUAAACAGAAGACGCUUAGUGAUGACGUCAGUAGAAGCGACGCUUUGCGGAAAUUUUCUGACUUUCCAACCAAUUUUAACAAAGAAACUCCUCAAAUAACUGCAAUGUCUGUGAAUUAUGCCGCCGGUCUCUCGCCGUACGCAGACAAGGGCGUGUGCGGACUUCCAGAGGUAUUUGAUGACUCAGAUGAGCUGAAAGCAAAGGUAGAGAUCCUCGCUCAGCUUAUAAAAGAAUCUAAGUACAUGGUCGUGCACUCAGGAGCAGGAAUCAGCACUUCAGCGGGCAUUCCUGAUUUCAGGGGUCCAAAAGGUGUGUGGACACUGGAGGAAAAGGGCGAGUCACCUCACUUUGACACCACGUUUGAAGAGGCCCGGCCCAGCCUGACUCACAUGGCCCUGCUCGGCCUCCAGCGGGCCGGAUACCUGAAGUAUAUCAUCAGCCAGAAUGUGGAUGGCUUGCAUGUGCGAUCCGGCUUCCCAAGGGAUUUGUUGUCGGAGCUCCAUGGAAACAUGUUUGUGGAGGAGUGUGAGAAGUGUGGAAGGCAGUAUGUCAGGGAAAAAGUGAUCGGCGUGAUGGGCCUCAAGCCAACGGGACGAUACUGCGAUGUGGUGCGAUCCAGGGGGCUCAGAGCCUGCAGAGGGAAGUUCAUCAGUACUAUACUGGACUGGGAGGAUGCUCUUCCCGACAGAGAUCUGAACAAAGCAGACAAUGCAAGCAGACUAGCAGACCUGGCACUGACGCUGGGUACCUCCCUGCAGAUCAAACCCAGCGGAGACCUUCCACUCGUCACCAAACGCAAAGGCGGGAAAGUGGUCAUUGUCAACCUGCAGCCAACCAAGCAUGACAAGCAUGCACACUUGCUUAUCCACGGCUACGUAGACGAGGUCAUGAAGCAGCUCAUGGAACGUCUAGGCUUGGACAUCCCGAAGUGGGAGGGGCCAACCGUGUGCGAGAGCUCCACCGCCGCACCCGAAGGCACUGUCGACAUCAAGCCUCAGCGCGCUCUUACUGCUGAUGUGAACGUCAAAGGUGAACUCGUGAAGAAGGAACGGAAGAGAACAGCAGAAUGUCCAGAAGACACAGACGCCAUCAAAGAAGAAACGGUGUCUGUAAAGAAGGAGAGGGAAGAUCCUCCAGUGGGCGCAUGUGACAACAAAUAGCCUCAGGUACUUUCCUCACCAGCUGUCCAAAAACAUUUUACACAAGAGGCUCACCAGUUUGACUGGCUCUACAGAGGACGCAGUUUGUCGCCUCUUUUUUUUGUCUACUGGAACACUUUGACUUCUUUUUGGUGGUUGAACCUUCCUUAUUGAUUUCCACCAUUUCAGCAGCACCACUUAAACCAAGACUCCUCAGCUCAAAGCCUCACAAAAUGACACUCAAGCAAAGACUAUGAAAUAUCUUAGAUAUGCGGUCAGAUAUCUGCUACCAUGACGGUUUUAAAAAUCUAGAACGCAUGGCUAUAAAUAAAGUUUUUAAUAAGCUGCA
Molecule: messenger RNA, 1525 nt
Organism: Doryrhamphus excisus (bluestripe pipefish)
Lineage: Eukaryota; Metazoa; Chordata; Actinopteri; Syngnathiformes; Syngnathidae
Gene: sirt6
Product: sirtuin 6
Biological process (GO): negative regulation of transcription by RNA polymerase II
Cellular component (GO): nucleus
Molecular function (GO): histone H3K9 deacetylase activity, NAD-dependent; transcription corepressor activity; NAD+ binding
Source: RefSeq, a predicted model, not a curated record